GUAAAGCAGCGUUGUGACGCAUGCGGGUUCGUUUCGCAUGAAAAAAAGGCAACGUUUCAGCAGUCGAUUUGAGAAGAAACAGCGAAAAGCAAGAGCAUAAAACUGGCAGACGAAAACUCAACGGAAAACUCCGACAAGAUGAGCUGGGGUACUGAGUUAUGGGAUCAGUACGAUAACCUAUCAAUUCACACAAACAGAGGCAUCGAAGCGCUGGAUAAAUAUGCAAGUUUUGUACGAGAUCGAGUGGCCAUAGAAUCAGAAUAUGCAACCAAAUUAAGGCGCUUAGUUAAAAAUUAUCAGCCCAAAAAGAAAGAGGAGGAAGACAAUGAAUUUACAUCGAUUCAGGCGUUCCGAAAUCUGCUGAAAGAGAUCAGCGAUUUGGCUGGCCAGAGGGAGGUGGUGUCGGAGACAUUGCAACUACAGAUUAUUCAGGGUGUAACGUUGCUAUCCAAAACGUUACGCGAGGAACGAAAGAAAUGCCUCAAUGAUGGCACCAUGCUGCAAGAAAACCUCCGCACACAGCUAUCCUCACUUGAGCGUGCUAAACGCAAUUACGAGAAGGCCUAUCGCGAGUCGGAGAAGGCCGUGGAAGGCUACAAAAAGGCCGACAUGGAUCUCAAUCUGAGUCGCGCCGAAGUCGAACGCUAUAAGAACACAAUGACUGCAAAAAUUCAGCAGUCCGACGAUGCGAAAAACGAGUACGCCAAUCAACUGCAGAAGACGAACAAUCUGCAGCAACAACACUUCAACCUGCUGUUACCCUCCGUAUUCAAUCGCCUGCAGGAGCUCGAUGAGAAGCGCACGCGUGGCAUACGCGAAUUCAUAAUUGGAGCAGCGGAUGUGGAGUCAUCGGUGGCGCCUAUAAUUGCGCGUUGCAUGGAGGGUAUUGUAAAGGCCGGCGAGUCCAUUAACGAGAAGGAGGACUCGUUUAAAGUCAUAGAGAGAUACCAAUCAGGAUUCCCGCAACCCACAGAUAUACCCUUCGAGGACUUAUCAAAGGUUUCUCCGGAGAACCUAAACGACUCUCAGUACAUUAAUGGCCCGUCAAAUCACCUGACCCUGAAGGGCACGAUCAGCGCUAAACAGAUAAGGAAGCGCGUUGGCAUUUUCAACAUAUUCGGCAGCAAUAAGAAUUCGUUAACUGUGGAUGGCCAAAAGGAGGACUUUAGCGAUUUGCCGCCAAAUCAGAGACGCAAGAAAUUGCUGGCAAAAAUCGCCGAGCUAGAACAUAAAAUUAUACAGGAAACGAAUGCUCGCGACGGCCUUAUGAAAAUGAAAAUCGUCUAUGAGGCGAACUCAUCGCUGGGCAAUCCCAUGACAGUCGAAGGACAACUUAACGAAUCGGAGCACAAACUGGAGAAGCUGAGAGCCGACUUUAAGAAAUAUCAAGGGUAUUUGGAGAAGGCAAAUCAAUUACAGGUCGCCAACAAUAGUCCGCAGUCGAAUCGCAAUCAACUCCAGAACGGACAUCGAACAUCGAGACAUUCCAACGGUAGCGCCGAUGAUCAUCACGAUGAGGGCGAAGAUCAUCCCGACGAUGCUGGCAGCUUAAGCAGGUCAGAUUCUGAGGAUAAUGUGGCGCAAAUACCAAAUGGGCAUAAUAAUAACAAUAACGGCAGUUCAGCAAGUCCCGAAAGCGGGCUGGGUACCUCGCACACAUCGCUGCCCGGCUCGGGGCAGGGCAGUGCGAAUGAGAAUGCCAUUGGCGAGGACGCCUACUACGAGACGGAGGUGGAAGCAUUAAAUCCUUUGGGUACAUGUCGAGCGCUCUACCCAUUCGAAGCCACCAGCGAGGGCAGCAUACCCAUGACUGAGGGAGAGGAGCUACAAGUGAUUGAAAUCGAUCAGGGCGAUGGUUGGACGCGUGUACGUCGUGCGAAUAACUCAAAUGGUUGGGAUGAGGGCUUCGUACCCACGAGCUAUAUCGAAUGCACGCUCUUUGCUUAAGAUUAUUGCUCUAUAAAACGUUAACUACUAAGCAGCAUUUACAUAUGUUUUUGUCACAAUUUUUCAAUCGCUAGACUAAAAACAUACCCUGACACACACAUACACAUCCACAUCCACACACUCACACAUCCAAUCCACGACUAUUUGCCAAGGCAAUCGCAACUGCCUUACGCUUAGUUUAAACUUGUUUGUAUAUUUACUUUGAUUUUAAAUGGAGCGAGAGAUGAUUAUAUAGUUGUGCACGUCAUAUCAUAUCUAAAUAUACAAGCAUACAUAAACUAAUAUGCACUAUAAAUCAGGCAGACCUCAUACAUACGUGCACGCACACAUGUAUUUCUAAGCAACUUACUAUAAAUGCACCCACAAGGUACCCUCUUCACAAUCAUGAUAUAAAUAUAUUUUUUACAUCUACAUAUACAUAUAUGUAUGUAUUACUAAAUUAUAUGGCACUUGUAAAAUUAUGUGAAAUCCAUAAUAUCAAUGCAUUUUAGACAUUGCUGACCAAAUUAUUGCCUAAUGUUAUAAUAAAUAAAUCUCCUGGGCACGUUGAAGCCGCAGCGGCUUGCAACAUGCUUCGGACAUUUAUUUGAAUAUACAUAGUUAAUUGAUAGCACCUGCACUUUUCGGGCCGACCAGGAAAAGCUGCAGCCUUUGUCGCUAUCGUCAGGCAUUUUAAACAAGAGAAACUAAUCGCCCAAUGCACUUCAGUCGAUUGUACUUGUAUUUACCAUACCACCUGCACAACAACAACUACCACAACAACCACAACCAACCGACUCAAACGAAAUCUAUCAACAAUUAUCUAAAAAGCUGUGGCAAUUUUGUGUAAAUUACACACGAAACAUAUGUAAAUUUUUGAAACGAGGACCGCGAUAGUUUGUUUUAUACAAUACAUAUAAAUAGCAACAAUUGUACAAUAUAUAUGUUACUCAUUAUUAAUUUUAAUUAUAAUUCUAAUUUAAUUUCGUAUUGCUUUCUGUCAUAAGCGCAUUACCUUUGUACAUUUUUUUGCAUAUGCUUACAAUACAAAACCAUUCAUUGAAGGAAAUAAGAGAGAUGAGAAUAUGAGAACAGAGCUCCUGCUUGUAAAUUAUUUUAGGUACUGUAAAUGUUUAUGUUGAACACGAUUAAGUCAAGCAAAGUUGUGGGUCACUUUGCAAAUGUGCAUUAAUAUAUAAAUUUAAACUAAACAUAAAACAAAACGAAAACUUAACUAAAAUCAAAAACCCAAAGUCUGCAGCCUGGGACAACAUAGAGUUCAGCGCGGGCGAGCGAGUGAAUUAAGUACUAUUUUUAAUUACUUUUUGCAGCCUUUUCUUUAUUUUCAUACCACAUAGACAUCUGUAUUAUGAUUUAGAUCUAAGACCGCUAAGAACGAACAUGAAUUCUGUUUGUGUUUAAAAUAACUAUAAAGGAAAAUAGCUAGUUUUACGCAAAUAAAAAUACAUAUAAACGUAAUUCCAAAA
Scaptodrosophila lebanonensis is the source of this 3413-nucleotide messenger RNA. RefSeq names its product formin-binding protein 1-like (gene Cip4). Lineage: Eukaryota; Metazoa; Arthropoda; Insecta; Diptera; Drosophilidae. The coding region runs from base 139 to 1947 and encodes 602 amino acids. The transcript has 11 exons. Gene Ontology annotation, biological process: signal transduction. The record is from RefSeq and is a predicted model, not a curated record. Gene Ontology annotation, molecular function: protein binding.